Molecule: messenger RNA, 2118 nt
Organism: Closterium sp. Naga37s-1
Lineage: Eukaryota; Viridiplantae; Streptophyta; Zygnematophyceae; Desmidiales; Closteriaceae
Source: the annotation of a GenBank genome assembly
AUGAAGGAGUUUGGUGUGGGAGGAGGGGUUCCGGGGUGGGAAGAGUUUCCAGUGGGGGACAGAGAGGCCCUGAAGGCACAUAGCAGAGGCAGUGCCCUGGGAGGGAGGGAACGAGUAGAAGGCAUAGGAGGGGUGGAAGAGGGAACUGCAGGGCUUGCGAGUGGGGAGUUUUUGGGGCUGAAUACCUUUCAAACAGGCAGCUUCCGGGACUCUGUGUUUGACCGAGAUGAGAUGCUCAAAGAAUUCAACGUUGGGUCAGCAAAGGGUCUGCAAGAGAGGGGGAUAGCCACGAGCCCAGCAGAGGACGUGCAGGAGUAUCGAGCUGCCAAGGCUCUGAGUGACAGUAGCACGCACACUCCCGCAUUCCCGACCGUUGCAGACCGUGUCGAGGAUUUUCUGAGAGGGUUCUCGCCAAAGCGGCAGGCGAAGGAGGGGCGGGGCGGGCCUCUGGCCCGAGCGAUCACCGACUGGGUGCUCCGACUCCACCUGGUGGCAACAGAGACUAGCAGCAGCAGUGGCAGCAGCAGCACCACUAGCAGCACUAGCGGAGCGGCAAAGGGAGAGAGACAGGAUAUGAGCUGGGUGGCGCUGGCCCUGGGGGCGUACUCCCCGGGCAAGUUAAAGCCCAUGCUGAGAUCCCCCCGGGAGGUGGAUGCGUUUAUGGAGUUCAUGGUGGGCAUGACCACCCUCACGCCCGCCUGCAACUGCUGCAGCUUGUGUCUCAACGUGUUCAACCGGGCAGUUACUCCUGCGGCCGUUGUUGCCUCGUUUGCUUUCCGCCCCUCCUCGGUGCUCCUGCGCUGCAUCCUCUCGCUGUAUCCCCAGCGCUUCACUCCGCUCCUAGACAUGCUCGGGAUCCCCCCCUGCCAGACCUGCUGGGCAGCGACUGGGGAGGACGAGAGGGUGAGGGAUUGUUGUGUGGGGAUGAGGCGGAGGGAGAGGGAGUAUGAGGAGAUUAGUAGGGGGAAGGAAUGGGAUUUGGUGGAUAGGAUGGUUGCUGCUGCUGCUGCUGCUGCUGGUGCUGCUGGUGCUGCUGCUUCGGAGGCUGAGAGUGAGGUGGGAGGCGGGUUGAAAAUGGCGCCUGCAUACCUGGUGCCGUGGGUGGGGGGAGUGAACCCGUUUGCAUGCUUGCGGGAGAUGCUGCUGGGGGAGACGUGCUACUGGGAGCUCUCAGACGGGCGGAGGGUUGGGGUGACACCUGGGGCAGGUGCAGGAGCAGGAGAAGCAGGAGGAGCUGUGGCAGCAGAAGGGGUGCGUUGCUGUGCCUUCCCCGAGUGUGGCCGGGCGGAGGGGCCGGGGAGGCCGCCAUUGAAGGCUUGCUCGCGGAAGGCGUGGAGUGCUCCUUCCCCACCCCCUCCAUUCUCCCCUUUCACGCCUCCGAGCCAUCGCCGUUUUCAAAGGAGACUAAUGAUAAGAGUUUUUCUUUCGUGCUCAUCGCCCUGCGUUUGUUCCGCCCCAACGCUUUUCCUCCCCUCCUCCUUCCUGAACCCCUCUCCCCUCCUCUUUCCCCCCUUCUCUCCUGUGCUCUCGCGUCCCCCCGCCUGCCCAGUUCCUAGAGUGGGCAGCAUUUUACGUAUUGUACCUUUCCCCCAAAGCAUGAAUCAAACUCACACCAGACAACCCCCCUCCGUCCUCCCUUCUGCCCUCCUCCCCCAUACCACCCAGUUCCUAGCAUGGGCAGCAUCCCACGGGUUGUACCUCUCCCCCAAGACACGAAUCAAGCUCACACCAGACGUCCCACCAGAGCCUCUCGAAUCCGCUACAGACAGCCCCGCUACAAAGACAAAAACCACUAGCGGCAGCAGCAGCAGCAGCGGCGGUGGUGCCGGUGGUGGUGGCAAGGGUGGUAGCAAGAAGGAGGAGAAGGGGGGCAAAGGGGGGAAAGGGGAGAGUGGAGGGCGUGGGAUGGUGCGUUUGGUGCGAGGGCUGGUGGCAGAGGCGGAUAUGGAGUCGGGAGACACGCUGUGCAAGAUACCGGUGAGUGCUACGACGCAGGUUAUCAGGGGUACGAUAGGCAGUUUUUAUGGGCCAACAGAUGAGGUGGCUGAUCCGAGGGCUGGUGGCAGAGGCGGAUAUGGAGGCGGGAGACACGCUGUGCUAGAUACCGGUGAGAGUUAA